Drosophila navojoa is the source of this 2326-nucleotide messenger RNA. RefSeq names its product sodium-coupled monocarboxylate transporter 1. The record is from RefSeq and is a predicted model, not a curated record. Gene Ontology annotation, molecular function: symporter activity. Gene Ontology annotation, cellular component: membrane. Gene Ontology annotation, biological process: transmembrane transport; sodium ion transport. Lineage: Eukaryota; Metazoa; Arthropoda; Insecta; Diptera; Drosophilidae.
UUUGUGGUUGUGAGGGCACUGCAUCAAAUCCAAUCUAGUUAAACACCUUUGAGCACACACUUUGGCAACAUGUUUGGCACCAUUUUGAAACUGUUGACACUCUGCGCCCUGGCGCAUUCUAUUAACGCCCACACACUGAAGCAGGAUCCGCAGCGGCAGCAGGUGGCCGUCACACCUGAGCAGAAGUAUUUGAUUGUGCGCGGCGAGUCGUCAGCUACGUCCGAGGAGCAUUUGCAGUUCGAUGAUGCAGCCACGCUGCUGUUGACGGCUUUCAAGACACAGCAGCUGGAGGCUGGCCUCGACUUGGAGGAAUGCAGCAAGCCCACGCACAAGGCCACCUUCUCUGCCAUUGACUACGUCAUACUGCUGUCCAUGUUGGUCGUCUCGCUGGGCAUUGGCAUCUUCUAUGGCUUCUUCGAGACGGGCGGCAGCUCCUCGGAUGACUUCCUGCUCGGCUCCGGCAUGAGCUUGCUGCCCGUGACGCUCAGCCUAACCACGAGCUUCAUCACGGCCAUUGAGCUGCUGGGCAAUCCCUCCGAGAUGUACUUCCAGGGCACACAAUUUGUGCUGAUUGUGAUACCCAUGCUGCUGGUUAUACCCGUGGCUAUCAAGGUCUUCUAUCCGAUUUACUUCAAAAUGGAGCUGACCAGCUGCUAUGAGUAUCUGGGCAUACGCUUUGGCAAGGAGAUACGCAUCCUGGGCGCAGUGCUCUACGUUAUACAGAUGUGCUUCUACACGGCCGUGGCCGUCCUAGCUCCGGCCAUCGCUCUGUCGAAGGCAACUGGCUUGGACACCAAAAUCGCAGUUAUUCUUAUCUAUGUGGUCUGCGUCUUUUACUCCUCGAUGGGCGGCAUCAAGGCGUGCGUCAUAGCAGAUUCCUUUCAGGCUGCUGUUCUGGCCGUCUCCUUAGUGCUGAUCGUUCUCCUGGGCUCCUUUUAUAGUGGCAAUCCUGUGCAAGUCUUUCAAACUGCAGCUGAACGCAGUCGCCUGGAGUUCUUCAAUUUCGAUCCCAGUCCCACAACGCGUCACACCGUCUGGUCUGUGGUCAUUGGCGGCUUUUUCUACUGGACGUCGCUGUUCUGCACCAAUCAAGCGUCUGUGCAGAAGUGCAUGUCGCUCAAGUCCUUGAAGCUGGCCAAGAUUGCUCUGGGCUUCGCCAUCGUUGGAUUGGUUUUCGUCUUCCUGCUCAACUUCUACACGGGCCUCAUGGUCUUCACCCACUAUGCGGACUGCGAUCCACUGAGCGUGGGUCGCAUCACAGCCUCCGAUCAGCUGUUGCCUUACUAUGUGAUCAACACUUAUGAUCAUGUCUACACCAUUGCGGGCAUCUUUGUGGCCGGCAUCUUUGCGGCCAGCUUGGGCACUGUUGCCUCCGCUUUGAACUCUCUGUCAGCUGUCACCUGCGAGGAUUUGCUGAUCAAUGGCAUGAACAUUAAAAUUUCGCCCGAGAAGGGCGCUACCUAUGCCAAGUGGAUGUCCUUGGGCUAUGGCGUCGGCUCCUUUGGUCUGGUCUUCAUUGUGGAGCACCUGGGCGGUGUGCUCCAGGCCACACUGACGCUGAACGGACUCAUUGGCGGCGUUACGCUGGGUCUAUUCGUCUUGGGCAUUGCCUGCAAGCAGGCGAAUACCAAGGGCGCCUUCUAUGGCGGCCUGCUCUCACUGGCUCUGGUCAUCUUCGUGGGUGUCGUGGCGCAGAUAGCCAACGUGGAGACACCAGCGCUGCCUACAUCCGUGGAGCAUUGCGAUUGCCAUGUGAAUGUGACGGGCAUCAUUGACGACUUGCUGAGCGAGAGCUUACUGCCCCCCGCGGAUCAGGGCUUUACCUCCUGGCCCAUAUUUCGCAUGAGUUACAUGUGGUUCAGCAUGGUGGGCUGCCUGCUAACUGUCUUCCUCGGCUGGCUUAUAUCAGUCAUCAUUGAUGCAGUGCAGCGACGCAGCGUGUUGAGGCUCACAGCCAAGGGCAUUGACAAUCCCGCCAUCAGCGAGGACGUCUUCAAGUGCGACGAGCCCGUGAUCUUCACCACUAUGAAACCCAUUGAGCCGACCAGCGGCGAGGGUCAUAUUAAUUUGGCCAUUCGGCUAGACGAUGAAUACAGCCCGAAAUAGAUGUCUUUCAUAUGCAAAAUAAGAUUCCUGGUGUAAACGUAACCUCCAUGUACAAAGCUUUCCUAGUUUGCCUUAACUUAGUCGAAUGAGUGAUUCUAGUUUGUAAGCUUCCAUCUGUGGCUAAUCACGGACAGUAUUUUACUAAUUUUAAUAUCUUACUUAUGUAAUGUAUGAAUUUAUUCUAGAUAAAGUUUAAUAUAUAACGCAGUUCUUUGCGUUA